Neoarthrinium moseri is the source of this 1956-nucleotide messenger RNA. RefSeq lists its product as uncharacterized. NCBI's taxonomy places the organism in Eukaryota, Fungi, Ascomycota, Sordariomycetes, Amphisphaeriales, Apiosporaceae. The record is from RefSeq and is a predicted model, not a curated record. The transcript has a single exon. The coding region runs from base 1 to 1956 and encodes 651 amino acids. Gene Ontology annotation, cellular component: nucleus.
AUGGCGUCGGAACAAGGUCCCGUCGCGACAGAAGCCCCGCCGCCAUCCUCCAUCGUGGAGCCGCCCGUCUCAGUCGAAGCUCUGCAGGCCGACGCGACUCGCGCGGCCGCCUCGCUGAAGAGAGCGCGGGAGACCACGCCGACGUCCCCCAACUCGGCGGCCGUUGCCGCCCACCUCACUGCGGACCUCUCGCCCUCCAAGAUCGCCAGACUCGCUGGCCUGGCAUCAGCGCGCUCCCCAGCUCCCCUGACUGGCGCUGCGGCCCUCGAGGACGAGCGGGACGAGCGCCGGCGGCAAGAGGAGCAGUACAAGCUGCAAGUGUCUGGUGCGAGCGAGAAUCCUGCGUACAAGGUGCAGGCUGACCUAAUGUCAGCUGGGGCACUCGGAAUGAGCCGGCCACAGGACGCGCCGCUGGGCCUGGAGAGCCUGCAGGCCGACUCCAUGCCCGCCCCGUCCACGGCCGAGGAGCCGGAGCCAAAGGAAGGCACGAGUCCCACAAGCGUGACCAGCAUGAGCGGCGGCAGCGCGCCCAUGACCACCACAAGCCCGGGUCCCAUGGACAUAGAUCCUCAGCUGGAGCGCACCGCCUACAUACCCCAGCCCCAGGCCCAGAUGGAAGACAAGGGCAGCAGUACGUCGUUAUCUUAUCCUGGACUGGUGAGCGCCGCGACCGCGGCGACUCAGAUGCCAGCUCCUCCAGCCCGUGGUUCGAGCAUGCCGAUGACGCCGGGCCAAGCCGGCGCACCCAAGUCGCCUAGUUCGAAGAAACACAAGUGCCCGUACUGUGAGACCGAGUUCACGCGCCAUCAUAACCUAAAGAGCCACCUCUUGACGCACAGCCAAGAGAAGCCGUACCCCUGCGGGACCUGUCAAAUGCGAUUCAGACGACUCCACGAUCUCAAGCGGCACAGUAAACUCCACACCGGCGAGAAGCCGCACAUAUGUCCCAAGUGCGACCGGAAAUUUGCACGCGGAGACGCAUUGGCGCGGCAUAGUAAAGGCCCAGGCGGCUGCGUUAGCCGUAGAAGCAGCAUGUUCGGCGACGAGGACUUCCAAGACACAAGUCAACUCGAGGGUGACUCGACCAUGUCUGGGAUUGCCUACGAUGGUAGCAAUGAUGCGGAUAUGACGGAGGAGGACAGGCGACGGCUCAGUCUCCCGGCUCCUGCCAUCAAGGCUCAACAUGUUCAAGGCAGCCAGGCCGUCCCUGAGGGUUACGCACCACACUCGAGGACAUAUCCGCCCGGCUCGACAGCAGGUGGUCGUUUAUAUCCGCCAAGUGUCGAGCAUGGCUCUGUAAGCUCGAAUGCCUCGGGCGUAUCGGCUGCUGGCGGCAAUGCUUCCAUGUACUCCCAGACCGGGAUGACGGAAAGCCCGAAGCCCCUGAGUCCCGGACAAACCCACGAAGGCCACGCCAACAGACAGCGUUCGCCAAGCUUGACAACGCAAUUCCAGCAGCAACAUUUCGGUCGACAUCAGACAGACCGUCAGACCCCACCAGGUUCGUCUCAUUUCUCAUCCUAUCCCGAAGCGCUCGUAGCUCAACUAGACUCAGUGCCCGGAUUUACCACGAGUGAUGGACGUUUUCCUGGCGCAGGCACUGGGUCAGAGACUGCCCCAGCAACGCAAGCAGCGUCCGGCGCAGGGGUCUCGAACCAACCGGGCAUACCGCAAACGGCUUCCGUCCCUGGCCAGAACGGUGGAAGUGGUGACAGCACCAGCAACAAUCUUUUUGCUACCGAUCAGGGGAUUUGGGCAUAUAUCCACACGCUGGAGGAGAACGUUAAGGAGUUGGUUGGCCGUGUUCAUGUCCUCGAGCAAAGCGAACAGAGCCACGAGGACAAGAUCGCACAGCUUACCAGCACGGUCACUGCUCUACGCGGACAGCUGGAGACAAAGCCAGACGCGCCGUCUGCAGAGCCGCCUGUAGAGCCGCCUGCAGAAGCCUUGAGCUAG